AUGAGCGGAACUGACUCUGACGACGAUAAGCCUCUUGCUGCAGUGGCAGUAAAUGGCCAUGCCAAUGGUAAUGGACACGUUUCCCCCAUGAGCGAGGAUGAGGAGACGCCCCAGCCUACUCGCAGAGGUGUCAAACGCAAGAAGCCGGUAUAUGCGGAAUCGUCUUCUGACUCGAGCGAGGAUGACACGCCUCUCGCGUCGUCCCCCUCAAAACGCCCUAUUGCAGCAGCUAUUCCGAUGCCUGGUGCUGUAGAAGCCACUACUGUUCCAACUUCUGCCAUCAACGGGAAACGCAAGGGCAAAGCUAAAGCCACUGUGGAGAGCAGUGACAGCGAACAAGAAGCUCCUAGGCGAAAGCGGGCGACUGGGAGUAAGGCUCGAGGCAAGCCAGUCAAAAAGAAAGUCAAGCAGGAGGAGGAUUCUGAUGACGAACCACUUGCGAAGAAACCGACUCCUGCUCGCAAGCGCAAGGUUAAAAAGGAGAGUGAUGCGGAGUCUGAGGCCGACAAACCACCGACCAAGAAACCAGCUCCUGCUCGUAGCCGCAAGGUUAAGAAGGAGAGUGAUGCGGAGUCUGAGGACGACGACAAACCUCUGGCGAAAAAGCCAACUACCAAGAAAGCGCGUGUAAAACCCGAUUCAGCCGAUGGGCCUCCCAACUCGCAGGCCGGUUCUCCGGUAAAGGGCAAAGCAAAGAAAAAGGAAAAAGUGGAAGAAGAGGAUAUUUAUCGCUGGUGGGACGUCGACCAGGGAGAUGGAACUGUGAAAUGGCAAACUCUUGAGCACCACGGCGUCAUUUUCCCUCCUCCAUAUGAGCCUUUGCCUGCUGAUGUCAAGAUGAAGUACAAUGGGAAAGCGGUGGAUUUGCCUCCUGCUUCAGAAGAGGUAGCUGGCUUUUACGCCGCUUGCCUCGAGACAGAUCACGCGCAAGAUGAGAGGUUCAACGAGAACUUUUUCGAUGAUUUCAAAGGCGUUUUGAAGAGCCAUCCACCACUUGAUGGCACGAAAAUCACUCGUUUCGACUUGUGUGAUUUCCGACCUAUCUUUGAGCAUUUGGAAGCCGAGAAAGCCAAACGAAAGGCCAUGACUGCUGCUGAGAAGAAAGAGAUCAAGAAGGCCAAGGACGAGAUGGAGCUCAAAUACACCACUUGUCUGUUGGAUGGUCGCAAAGAAAAGGUGGGAAAUUUCCGCGUGGAACCGCCAAGUCUGUUCAGAGGCCGCGGUGAGCAUCCACGAAAGGGGGCCCUGAAGCAUCGUGUUCGACCUGAGGACAUCACCAUUAAUAUCGGCGAAAACGCGACCAUUCCCGUCCCCAAUAUGCCUGGCAAAUGGAAAAACAUUAUUCAUGAUAACACGGUGACCUGGUUGGCAACAUGGACAGAGAACGUCAAUGGGAAUCACAAAUAUGUCUUCCUGGCUGCAGGCAGUUCACUGAAGGGUCAGAGCGACAUGCAAAAGUUCGAAAAGGCACGAGAACUGAAAAAACAUGUCGAUCGCAUCCGCCAAAACUAUAAUGCUGACCUCAAGUCCAAAGUUAUGGCCGAUCGCCAGCGUGCUACAGCGAUGUAUCUCAUCGACAGGCUCGCAUUGCGUGCAGGAAACGAGAAGGGAGACGAUGAGGCCGACACUGUUGGUUGUUGUUCUUUGCGCUGUCAGCACGUUACUCUUGAGGCGCCCAAUUUCCUUAUCUUCGAUUUUUUGGGAAAGGAUUCUAUUCGCUACUACAAUCGGGUCGCGGUCGAACCUCAAAUCUUCAAGAACAUCAGGAUAUUCAAGGAGAACAAAGGCGAACAAGAUGACAUCUUCGACCGUGUCAACACAACGGGUUUGAAUAAGCAUUUGCAGUCAGAGAUGAAAGGCCUUACGGCCAAAGUAUUUCGUACUUUCAACGCUUCCUCAACUUUUCAGAGACUGUUGGACGAGAAUCUACUCGAGAACGCCAGCCUCCAAGAAAAACUCAAUGCGUACAACAAAGCUAAUCGGGAGGUGGCCAUUCUCUGUAACCAUCGAAGGGCUGCUCCCAAGACUCACGAGCAGUCAAUGGAGAAAGUCAUGGACAAGGUUCGGGGGCUCAAGUACGACCGAAUGAAGCUUCGGCAUGUUCUGUUUGGCCUGGACAAAGCAUACAAAAAGGACGCCAAGUACAAGGAAGACGAGUCGGACAUCGAUGAUGAGUGGAUCGUGUCCCAUGAGGAGGCGACAAAGGCGAAGGAGAUAGAAAAGGCCGAGAAAAAGUUUGCGAAAGAGAAUGAUAAGUUGGUCGAAGCGGGAGAAGAGGCUCAAGACCAAAAGAUACUUCAACAGCGGAUCAAGGAUAUUGAAGAGGACUUUGAAGAAUUGGCAAAAGAGCGAGGUACCCAAAAGGCGGAGCUCAAACGGUCAAAGCCUGUGGAGAAAAUCGAAGAAGCUAUCGACAAACUAGCUGAUAAAAUCCGAGACGCCAAGCUCCAGAUGAUUGACCGGAACGAGGGCAAAGAAAUUGCUCUUGGUACCAGUAAGAUCAACUACUUAGACCCACGCAUCACGGCUGCCUGGUGCAAAAUCCACGACGUCCCAGUAGAGAAGCUGUUCAGUAAAACCUUGAUGGUCAAGUUUCCGUGGGCUUUAGAGGUCGACCCGGAUUGGAAGUUUUAG
Molecule: messenger RNA, 2634 nt
Organism: Mycena indigotica
Lineage: Eukaryota; Fungi; Basidiomycota; Agaricomycetes; Agaricales; Mycenaceae
Product: DNA topoisomerase I
Exons: 11
Coding region: 1-2634 (877 amino acids)
Biological process (GO): DNA topological change; chromosome segregation; DNA replication
Cellular component (GO): chromosome; nucleolus
Molecular function (GO): DNA topoisomerase type I (single strand cut, ATP-independent) activity; DNA binding
Source: RefSeq, a predicted model, not a curated record